Messenger RNA from Selaginella moellendorffii, 2812 nucleotides. Its product is annotated as integrator complex subunit 4. The coding region runs from base 1 to 2529 and encodes 842 amino acids. Gene Ontology annotation, cellular component: endosome. The transcript has 8 exons. The record is from RefSeq and is a predicted model, not a curated record. Lineage: Eukaryota; Viridiplantae; Streptophyta; Lycopodiopsida; Selaginellales; Selaginellaceae. Gene Ontology annotation, biological process: intercellular transport.
AUGAAGAAGAGGCGAUGGCUGGAGCGCGAUGGCGAUGGCGAUGGCGAUGGCGCCACCGGGCAGUCGUCUGAGGAUUGCAUGGUGCUGGUCGCGGAUCCAGAGGUGAGAAUGCGCUCCAUCGCGAUCUCUGGAAUGAUUGCCGGGGCGCGCGGUGCUCAGCUGGGGCCUGUGAGGGAGGCAAUGCAACGGAGGCUGUGGGAGGAGCAGGAAAUAUCGGUGGUCCAGCAGAUUGUCACCGCUCUCUCGUCGAUCUUCGCGGAUGAAACGACCACGUCGUGCUUACAGAGGUACUAUCUCUUAGAUGGCUGCCCCGAGCCGAUCAAGAUUCGCAUCCUCGCGUCCCUCGUUCGGAUUUGCAAGACGAGCAACGAGCAUUCGGAGGUGGUGGCGGCACUCCAGCCGGCCUUGUUGCAAGAUCUUUACGGGAAGAAUCCGGUGCUUAGAAUGUGGGGCUUGAAGUUCGCGACGAAGUUCUUUGAGCAGCAACGAAACAAGAGCUGGAUCAUCGCUGCGCUGCACAAGAGAUUUUUUGAUACUCAUGCUUUCGUGAGGAAAGCUGCCUUGGAUGCUGUCAUCUCCCUCGACGCGGUGGGAUUUAGCUUCCUCGAUGGUUUGAAUGCUAUUGCGCUCCGGCUCUUGGAGGAUCACGUCUCGGAGUCCGUUCGACUGUCCGCCAUGGAGCUUCUCCGGCUAUGGGUGAUGGAAGUUCAAGCUGGAGAAAUCACGGCAUCGCAACAACGCGAGAUAAACUAUACUUAUCUAGAGAUUUGCACCAUGCUCACAGACCCGUGCACGCGAGUAAGGAAAGAAGCUUGCCGUGUGCUUGGCACUAUGACAUCAGUAAGCCAGAAAAUUAAGUUGCAUUCGGUGAACAAGAAGUCAGUGCUAGUCACCAGUGGUGAUCCUUUGAUCUCGUGCAACAUUAAUGGUAAAUCGCCACGGACGGCAAUUGUGGCGGGUGCUUUUGUUUCUGCUGUCGAGGAUGAGUUCCCAGAGGUGAGAUCUGCUGCUGUGCAAGCUCUUUCCAGCUUGAGUCUGGGUUCUAAAGAAGUCGCAAAUGCCGGUGUACUUGGGCUUUUCCUGGACAUGUUGAACGACCAAGAUCCCGCCGUUCGCAGGGCUUCGAUUCAAGCGCUAUAUGACCUUGCUGGCUGUGGCGUUUUCUGCGUGGAAGACAAACAUCUGCGUGUGAUUACUGCUACGCUGGAAGACCAAAACAACGAGCUCCGACAUGCGGGUCUAAAACUUUUGUCUUCCUUGAAGCUCCCGACGCUUGUCAUGUUCGAGUCUGCAGUUCAAACUUUGAUGAAGUGCUUAGAUCGUCAUCCGCAGGAUAGGAAGAACGUCUAUGAGGCGCUAUUAUGCCUGGGGAAAGGACACGGCUCUCAUGUAGAGGCUCUAAAGUCUGAGCUUUUGACUCAGGUUAAGUUCGUUGUGAAUGGAGAGAAGGGGUUAGAUGAUCCCAGGUUAAAAGCUAUCCUGAACCUUUGCUUGCCAGCAUUGCGAUCGACAGGCUGGAUUUCUUCGUUGCUUCCCAGUGAAAUGCUCUCCUGCAAACGAAUUACGGAUUUUACAAAAGAGCAUGCCCCUGCUGAAUCUGGUGACAGUUCCAGUACGGUGUUGAUUAUGGUGCAGCAAGCUAUCAAAUGUGCUCUACGCGCAGGGAGCGUUUCAAACGACAACCAAAGAGAAACCAUCCGCGGCUGCAAGAAGUCCUUACUAGUACUGGAGCGCACUUCGCUCGUCAAUUUGGGACUGCUGUACAUGGACUGCCUCCAAUUGGUCGCACAAAAAAACUCGGCAAAAGAACCUGACCAUCAGAAGCUUGGCUCGGUACUAGGACGCAUGCAAACCUGUUUCUCUGGAUUCUCAGCCUCAGGUGCUCUACAGUUGCUGGAGCUCAACGCGUUUUAUAUUGUCAUCCAGGUGGAAGACGACUCCGAGCUCGUCCAGCGCUUCUCUCAGCUGGCUUCAAUAGUCGAGGAAAGUAAGAGCUUGUCGAGCACUUCGGUAGCGUCGUUUUCGCUCUUGCAAGCAGUGGAGGAAAGUUUACGCAGUCAAUCAGAUCCGGAGAACGUGAGCACUCUCAAGGCAGCUGCUGCUUCUUUCUGGCCGAAGCAUGAUAUUGUCAGUGCCAGUGUCGAGGAAAUGCGAGCCGAUCUCGCAGUAAAUUCCAGCAGCUUUGAGCACCGGCUGAAAGUUUUGAUGGCGAAGUAUCCUUUUCACUUCACUGCGAGCGGUGCUGUGCAUCACAUUACAGCCGGAAGUAGAAUCUGGGUACAGAUGGAGCUGGAAGGAUUCCCGUCGCAGUACAGGUGCUUGGAGCUCGAAAGGAAAUCCAAGGAAGACAAGUUAGUCGAGUUUAGCGAAGAGCUCGGCUUUUACAACGUGCCAUCGGUUAGCAAAGCGGCCUUACGAGUUUCCAUCGUUGUGGAACUUGCAAAGGGGAAGCUUUCGGCUCUGCGCGGCCCUCAAGCUUGUCUAGCUCCAAUCUCUCCGGAACGAGUCAUCUAUCUCGAGGGAAGUUAAGCAAAAGGUUCUCUCGUCCAUAUUAUUCUUCUCAAGUUUUUCCAGUCGCUAUACACGUCCUCGUCAAGGAACGAACUCUAUACGAGAGGCGGAUCAACACUACAGACAGCGUCCGGUAGAAAAUUGCCAUCCCGGCGAGAAUGAGAAGACUCCACCACUUUCCGGGGCUUGCGGGAAAGUUGUACUCGCCGUAGACAAUGUAAGCUCCGGUGUGACCACCGUAGCGAGACCCCAGGAACUCGUUUUGAAACAUUCCCUGUGAAAGUAACCCACACAUCAACAA